UCUAUGGUUCUUUACGUCACUUCCGGUAACACAACUCACCUGAACACAUGUGUGUCCACAUAAUAUGAGUUUGUUGGAUAUAUUAUAAAUAAAACAGUUGGCUUCAACUCCCUGUUGACUUUUCACACCGGGGACACCAUGGGGAACGGGAAACGAGGCCAGAACAAGAGGAGGCCCAGCUUCCGCAAACUGCUGAAAACCAGCAAUGUGAAGAUUGACAACAAGACCAAGAACAAGCAGUUCAAGCAAACAAACGUAGUCAAGAAGCAACGCAAGGAGAAUCGCAAGCUCAGGCAGGCCAUCAGCGAUGUCUCCACCAAGAUCCCACAGCCCCUUGAGCGCUAUCACAAGAAUCCAGAUGAAGUGGAGGAUGAAGAGGAGUUUUUGGAGACGCUGCCCACGGACAUGAUGGAGGAGGACGACCUGGAGCAGAUCAGAGCCAUGGCACAGAGGGCCUCCUUCAUCACGAGAGACCUCUCCUCCUGCGCCCCUGUGCACGCUAAGAAGCGUAAGGCGGAGCAGGCGGCGGCGACGUAUGAGAAGAAUCCCCGCAAGAUGAAGAAGAACGAGGAGAAAGAGCUCAUCCACCUUCUGCCAAUCAAGGACAGGACCCGCCUCAUCCCACAAAGCAUGGAAAAACCAGUACAACCCAAAGAGCAGGAAGAGGAUGAACCAGACUACGAAGAGGAAUGGGAGCCGGUGGAGGAGGAGCCUGGCCCGGUUCUGAGUCCAGAGGAGCAGAUCCAUCUGCGGGCCCAGAAGCUGCUGGAGAGGAAGGAGCGCAUCGCCAGACUGGGCUCAGCCAUACUCGCUGAUCCUAACGCCAACAUUAAGAAGGUGAAGGAGUUGAGGUCCAUGCUGAUGGAGACCGACCCCAGUGUGGCCGUCACCGUGAGGAAGCUGGUCAUGGUGUCCCUCAUGGAGAUCUUCAAGGACAUCGUUCCCUCCUACCGCAUCCGCCCGCUCACAGAGACAGAGAAGUCCACCAGGGUGAAAAAGGACACGCAGCAGCUGCGCGAGUUUGAGGAGGGCCUGGUGAGCCAGUACAAGUUCUACCUGGAGAACCUGGAACAGGUCGUCAAAGACUGGAAGCAGAAGCGCCAGAAGGCCAGUGAGGCGGUGUCUCUGGAAUGCUACCGCGGCCUGGCGGAGGUGGCCAUCCGCUGCCUGUGCGAGCUCCUGGUGGCCCUGCCACACUUCAACUUCCACAACAACAUCAUGGUCGUGGUGGUGCCGCACAUGAACGAACAGGCGCGCCAGGUGAGUGCGAUGUGUUGUGAUGCAGUGAGGACGCUUCUGAAGCAGGAUAAACUGGGAGAAGCCUCUCUGGGGCUGGUGAAGGUCAUCUCCGGAAUCGUCAAGAGCAGAAACUACCACGUCAAACCAGAGAUGCUGAAGACCCUGAUGUGUCUGCGGAUUAAGGAGGUGGAGGUGAGGAAGGACUCCGACGACCUGAAGCCCAAGCAGAAGUUCAUGACCUACCAGGACAAGAAGAAGAACCUGUCCAGGAUGCAGAGGAAGUGGAAGAAAGCAGAGGAGAAGCUUCAGAAAGAGCUGAUGGAGACCGAGGCCACGGAGAGCAAAGUGAAAAAGCUGAAAUUGCACACAGAAACGUUGAACAUUGUGUUUCUGAUCUACUUCAGAAUACUGAAGAAAGCCCAGAAGUCUGUUCUUCUCCCGUCUGUUCUAGAGGGACUAGCAAAGUUUGCGCAUUUGAUUAACCUGGAGUUCUUUGACGACUUGUUGACGGUGCUUCAUAAUCUCAUCGUCUCCGGCGAUCUGUCCAAUCGUGAGAGUCUUCACUGCAUCCAGACUGCCUUCCACAUCCUCUCUGGGCAAGGUGAUGUGCUUAACAUCGACCCGCUGAAAUUCUACACCCACCUGUACAAAACCCUGCUCACGCUCAGCGCAGGCCGUUUUAGUGAGGAGACGGGUAUCGUGCUGCAGUGUCUGGACGUGAUGCUGUCCAAGCGCAGGAAGCAGGUGACGCUGCUGCGCGCCCAGGCCUUCCUCAAGCGCCUCACCACCCUCGGCCUGCACGUGCUCACCGACGCCGCCAUCGGCAUCCUGUCCGCCAACCGCACCAUCAUGCAUGCUUUCCCUAAGACUGACAUCAUGCUGGAUAAUGAGAUGCAGGGCAGUGGGGUCUACAACCCCGAGAUGGACGAGCCGGAGUACUGCAACCCCCAAAGCACAUCGCUCUGGGAGCUACACACACUCAAGCGUCACUACCAUCCUGUGGUGAGGAAGUUUGCUGCUCACCUCCUGAAGGGGGCGCCGAGCGAGGGCAACGGAUCUCUGAAUGUGGAGUUGAGCCGCAGGUUACCAGUGCAGCUGUUUGAGGACUACAGUGUGAAGGACAUGACCUUUAACCCCCCAGUGGGUGCGCCCCCCACACUGAAAAAGGAUCGUUUCACCAUCGGCUACGCCUUUAUAGAUGCAAAACUUAAGACGCACAUCGACAAGGUUAUAGAGGCGGAACCUGAGCUCACAACUUUGGAUUUUUCAGAAAAUCGAAGUCCAAGUGAACAAGUUUGAAGACUCUUGUUGUAUAGGCUGCUUGAAAUGUUUUGUGUUUUCUAUAAAUGAUAUCAUAAUAAAAUCCCUUAUGUACCCCUAAAA
Molecule: messenger RNA, 2622 nt
Organism: Clupea harengus (Atlantic herring)
Lineage: Eukaryota; Metazoa; Chordata; Actinopteri; Clupeiformes; Clupeidae
Gene: noc3l
Product: NOC3-like DNA replication regulator
Biological process (GO): DNA replication initiation
Cellular component (GO): nucleolus
Molecular function (GO): chromatin binding
Source: RefSeq, a predicted model, not a curated record